This is a messenger RNA of Marasmius oreades (fairy-ring Marasmius), 1659 nucleotides long. RefSeq lists its product as uncharacterized. NCBI's taxonomy places the organism in Eukaryota, Fungi, Basidiomycota, Agaricomycetes, Agaricales, Marasmiaceae. The record is from RefSeq and is a predicted model, not a curated record. The transcript has 8 exons. Bases 1 to 1659 code for a protein of 552 amino acids. Gene Ontology annotation, cellular component: Golgi apparatus. Gene Ontology annotation, molecular function: GTPase activator activity. Gene Ontology annotation, biological process: activation of GTPase activity.
AUGACGAUACAGGGCUGGACGUCGUCAAAGGCGAUGACGAACUUGAUAUUAGCUCAAUUUCCCACGGUAUCAAGUAGCUCAACGACAUCUAUGACUGCGGUCAGACCCCCACCUACCCGACCUCAUAUUGCCAUUCGUCCCUCAACGUUCGACAACAACGAAUGGGCUGAGGAUGACGCCUGGGAUAGUACCUCGGAUAAUGGAGAUUCUCCCCGUCCGGACAGCAACCUUUCUUUUUCAUACACCCAUCUCCAUGCCCCAGAUCCCAGUUCAUACCCUCCUCGUCCUCAAAUGUCUAAUCCACCUCAAUCUGAAUGGACGAUAAUUCGAACACGGAAUGCAAGGUCUAGUUCACCGGCUCAAGAAGAUCCUGGUUCUCAACCAUCGCAAGAAACUCCAGGAAGGGAUGCAGACGUUGACAGCGACAUGAUUAUUGGGGAGAUGGACCCUGAACCAACCAACGACUCACGGUCACCUUCUGUACUUACAGUGUCAGCGAAACCGAAACAAACUGAGGGCACUCUACGUGAAAAUCUCGAUGAAAUUGUGAACGACCCGUUGUACGGCGUUCAAAAUCGAAUGCAGCGUUCAGAUCCGCAUUCGUCUGUUGCCAGCCGAAAAACUAAGGACGCGUUCCCGAACCCUGAAAAAUCUGCGAAACUGAUGCGCGAACGUUCAAUACGAACUAACCGUAGACUCAAGUUUGUCGAUUGUUUAUCGAGCCAGGACGUGAGCAUCGCCGAACUGCGAAAGUUAGCUUGGGCGGGAAUACCAUCAGAACUCCGACCUAUGGCCUGGCAAUUACUACUCGGGUAUUUACCCCUUCCGAGUCCUUCCCGUGUGUCUACAUUGGCGCGGAAACGAAAAGAGUAUCUGUCAUUAGUUGAAGUUGCGUUCGCUCGGGACCGUGACGGCCUAGAUCAACAAAUAUGGCAUCAGAUUGAGAUAGAUGUUCCGCGGACGAGACCUGGUGUCAGGCUAUGGAUGUACGGGGCCACGCAGAGGAGUCUAGAGCGCAUCCUAUAUGUUUGGGCGAUCCGCCAUCCAGCAAGUGGAUAUGUUCAAGGAAUAAACGAUCUCGUCACACCCUUCUUUCAAGUGUUCCUUUCUGCGUAUAUUGAUUCCGAUACCGAAAACUUCGAUCCCGCACAUCUUCCAACAAAUGUUUUAAAUGCUAUUGAAGCAGAUUCUUUCUGGUGUCUGUCGAGGCUGUUAGAUGGGAUACAGGAUAACUACAUAUUUGCACAACCAGGUAUUCAGAGAAGUGUUCGACGAAUGGCGGAGCUAGUGGCUCGUAUAGAUGCUCCUCUCUAUUCCCAUUUGGAGAAGCAAAACGUGGAAUUCAUGCAGUUCGCCUUCAGAUGGAUGAACUGUUUGUUAAUGCGUGAAAUCACUGUUCAAAACACGAUUCGUAUGUGGGAUACAUAUCUUGCAGAAGGUCCAGAUGCUUUCUCACAAUUUCAUCUUUAUGUUUGCUCUGCAUUCCUGGUCAAAUGGAGUGAGAAACUCCGGCAAAUGGAUUUUCAAGGGAUCAUCAUGUUUCUACAGUCGCUUCCUACCCAGGAAUGGGGAGAUCACGAGAUUGAGUUGCUGUUGAGUGAAGCAUUUGUUCUCAACUCGGUGUGGCAUAAUGCACAGAGCCAUUUUAAUGUAAAGUAG